Penicillium canariense is the source of this 1593-nucleotide messenger RNA. RefSeq lists its product as uncharacterized. The record is from RefSeq and is a predicted model, not a curated record. Lineage: Eukaryota; Fungi; Ascomycota; Eurotiomycetes; Eurotiales; Aspergillaceae. The transcript has 3 exons. The coding region runs from base 1 to 1593 and encodes 530 amino acids.
AUGGGAAAACUCGUGAAACUGCUAGGCUCAGGGAUUGGACUGACGUCUGAAGCGAUCCACGCUGCCCGGUCGCGCUCCCGGUCGCACAGCGAGCAGCCGUCCUCCUCGGCGGGUACCACUGACACCGCUCCACCAGAGUAUGUUGAUGUCACCGACAGUGUUGCUGAAGACCUCAUCCACCGUGGACAGGCGGAGCGGGUGGUUAACACCGAUGAGAAGAAGCGUCCAUUGAAGGCGGACACAGCUGGAUAUGACUGCGAUAGCGACAGCUCGGAGGCAGAAGAGCUCGGGGCGCUCGGCCAGGAUGAAGCAGCCUGGGAACUAGACGACAUGGCCGAACGGGUGAGGCCGCCGACGUACGAGGAGUCAGAGACUGCAUCGGCAACUGAGAUUGAGGACGUGAAGGGUAAGAAGGAGGAAGAAAUGGUUCGUGAGCUUGUUCGACGGGCGGGCCCCCUCCCUCAGCCACUCCAGUCGAUCCCCUGCCCCGUGAUUAUACCACAGCGCCGCCCCAAAAACAAAGACCGCGGAUUUGUUCGUGCUUAUGCACCUGUACUCGCCGAUUGUGGAAUCAGCCAGGAGGUCUUCUUGCGCUUCUUGGAGAACUGGGACAAAGCUAGCAAGGCUUCACCUUGGAUUGAUGUUGUAUUCAUCGCCGCCGGGAUCGUUGGAUUUGUUCCAGAGGUCGCAGCGCAGGUCAUCAGCACCGUAGUGCAAGUGGCGGCGGGAACAGCGCGGGAAUUGCAAUCGCGUUCACGCCGAAACACCUUCCUUGACCGCGUCAAUCAGGAUUUGCUUAUGCCCCGCGGGCUGUAUGCCAUGAUCAUGGCGUUCAAGGACGAGAUUGCUGGUCAACAGAGCGGGUCGCUGUACCGACUGUCCAGCUCUCUUGGGAAAGCCCUUUUCGCAACAGAGAGACUUGAUAUCAACGAGACCGUUGCUAAAUUUAGUAACCCGGAUCCCGAGAUGUCCAAGCUGAAGAAAGGGCUGAAGGACAUCCGCUUGACGAGCGGGCAGACCCGUGGUCAAAUCGAACUUCCCCAGGCUGCGGAGCUAGUGUUUCCGGAUCUUGACCGAGUCGUAGAGCACGCGUUGGAGGAGGAGGGCAAGGCUAAGGGCAAGAGCAAAGAAUCGGGAACACGCGACAAGCUCAAGAAUGCCGGCACUUGGGUCCAAGACUACCUGGAUCGGAGGGGCCAGGCUUUCUAUGCAUCUGAGCACCAGGGAUCUUCCUUGGCUGUACCGUCCGCGGAACGGGCCCCGAUGGUGUCGCGAUAUAACGACCCCGACCACCCCGCAACCAGCGGCUCAUUGAUCUCCCUUCUAACCGGUGGUGCAGUGAACCCACCAGCACGACGACAAGCCCGGCGGGAGAUGAAACGGGAAUAUAAGGAUGCCAGGCGGAUCGCUCGGGGUCGUUCUCCUCGUGGCCCCAGAAGGGUCAAGCGCAAGGGUGGACGCAAGACCAUCAUCAAGAAGAUCAUGCAGCAGGAUGUGCUGUAUCUUCUAAUUGUCAAUCUCCCUACGCCGGAAGAAGUCCAGCAGUCCGUUACUCGGUUGGAGAAUGUGAUGGCCCAGGCCGGCGCAGUCUAG